Messenger RNA from Acyrthosiphon pisum (pea aphid), 979 nucleotides. It is a transcript of the gene Vps29, whose product is annotated as vacuolar protein sorting 29. Gene Ontology annotation, cellular component: retromer complex. The record is from RefSeq and is marked provisional. NCBI's taxonomy places the organism in Eukaryota, Metazoa, Arthropoda, Insecta, Hemiptera, Aphididae. Gene Ontology annotation, biological process: retrograde transport, endosome to Golgi.
AGUGAUUGUUUUCGUUUACACAGGAAUUCGGUUCUUCACUGAUGUUGAAAUAUUUUCGAUUAAUCUAACGAAACAAUCAAAUCCGAAUUUUGUCGACUUAUAGAUUGGUGCUGUCCAUUCCGGAUCAAUAGACGCACGAACAACUCGAAAUGUGUUCAGUGUUGGUGAUCGGAGAUAUGCACGUGCCGUUCCGCAGCAGCGGACUACCGGCCCAAUUUAAGAAGCUGUUGACUCCGGGUAAGAUACAGCAUGUUUUGUGCACGGGCAACCUGUGCACGAAAGAGAUGUACGAGUUCUUAAAGUCUAUCGCCAAUGAUGUGCACAUUGUGCGCGGUGAUUUCGACGAGAACCUCAAUUAUCCAGACCAAAAGGUAGUGAACGUCGGACAGUUUAAAGUGGGCCUAUGCCACGGCCACCAAGUGAUACCGUGGGGUGAUCCAGAAUCUCUGGCACUACUCCAGAGACAACUAGACGUAGACGUACUGGUAUUUGGUCACACUCACAAGUUUGAUGCAUUCGAACUUGGGAAUAAAUUUUUCUUAAAUCCAGGAUCAGCUACUGGAGCUUUUAAUCCGUUAAACCCUGACAUUAUUCCUUCAUUUGUGGUAAUGGAUAUCCAAAGUUCAACAGUGGUAUCAUAUGUCUACAGGUUGGUUGACGAUGAAGUAAAGAUCGAAAAAAUCCAAUACACAAAAAAAUAAACUGUGAUAUUUUGUACCAAUCAUUUUCACAUAAUAUAUUAUUUUUAUAAUGGCUACAAAUUGUUAUCAUCCAUAUUAUUAAUUUUGUUUGUAAACUUAUUUAUUUAUUGGAAUUUUUAUGAAUUAUAAUAUAGCUUUAAUUUUUUUUUUAAACUUAUAUUAUAUAAUUAUACUAUAAACAUCCUCUCAUUAUACAGAGUAAUAUAUCUCCACGAUUACACUAUUUUAGUUUGUAAAAUUGUGUGUAUAUAGUUAAUAUAAAAAUUGAAUCCAUAAAA